Messenger RNA from Selaginella moellendorffii, 498 nucleotides. RefSeq lists its product as uncharacterized. The transcript has 2 exons. Lineage: Eukaryota; Viridiplantae; Streptophyta; Lycopodiopsida; Selaginellales; Selaginellaceae. Bases 26 to 358 code for a protein of 110 amino acids. The record is from RefSeq and is a predicted model, not a curated record.
ACCAUCGUCUCCCGGGACGCAAUCCAUGGCCGGUUCCUGUUCGCCGAGAUCCAGACUUGCAGUUCUUGAGGCUGUCGGGACGAGUGAGUUGCAAGCGUUGCUUCUCGUUGGCUGCACAGGGAGUUCCAGGCAUCCGCGUGACAGUCUCGUGCGGCUCCGCCUCGGCCGAGAGCGUGACCAGCUUCUUUGGAAAUUUCUGGAUCGACGUUACUUUCAACCGGAGGAGAUCCAAGAAAUGCAAGCUUGGAGUAGACAGCGACUCCCUGCCAGAGUCCUGCCGCCCGGAGUCCGCCGUGGAGGAGAUCGACGUCUCGGGGCUCCGUCAAGGCUUCGAUUUCUAUCGCUGCAGCAGCUUUAACUUCGAGUCCCACUGCAACCAUGGUCAUCCACACUUGCCAAAACCACAACCUCCUCGCUUUGUUCCACCACCAUCUUCAUCGUUAUCACCGCCGCCACCCGUCCCAUCACCACCACCACCACCAUCUCCCCCACCACCAU